This is a messenger RNA of Alosa alosa (allis shad), 1667 nucleotides long. It is a transcript of the gene tmem44, whose product is annotated as transmembrane protein 44. Lineage: Eukaryota; Metazoa; Chordata; Actinopteri; Clupeiformes; Clupeidae. The coding region runs from base 63 to 1541 and encodes 492 amino acids. The transcript is spliced from 10 exons. The record is from RefSeq and is a predicted model, not a curated record.
ACUGGGAAUCGAUUCGAGGAAGUCAUUUUGCAAGACUCCAGUGAAAAUUGGAAUUAGCAGCAAUGUUUCAAGUUCUGUUUCUAGCAGAUGCAGAUAGGGAUAGCGUUCAGAAAAACAACGUUAUUUUUGAGUCAUCAUCUUGGUUUAGCCACGAUGUACUUGUCAGCUGCUUCAAGGAUAGAGAGAAAGUUUGUAUCGCAUAUGGACUCUGCCUUCUGUCUGCAUUUGUGUCAGUCGUCGCAUGCUUACUCCUGACAUACCAAAGAUGCUAUUUGAGAAAGCAAAUUACAGCCGACGCUGCCAUCUGCGCCGUCUAUUGUGUCCUUGGCCAUUUGUGCCACAGUGUUGGAGCGUUUCUUUCCAAGCAGUUAUCCUUUCAGGUCAUAAUGGGUGCAUUUUGGGCAGUGUUGGAUUUGAUUACUUUCUUCGCCGUCUUGCUCCCCAUGUGCUUGUUUUUUCACUCGGAAAAGGGAAGGAGGAUGAGGAGGAUGAAGAGGAGGAGGAGACAGAACCUGUUGAGUGUGUGUCUCCUGUUAACGGUGGUCGGAGGGGGAAUUCACCUGACAGCCAGGAGUCAUGCCCACCCUGUAGACACCUAUGGUCCUUACAGGAGACGACUUUUAGGUGCCAUUGUUCAUGACAGUUUGGAGCUCCUGGGUUACAUACUUGGUCUGCUGAGUUUUGUGAUUAGCUGGACGUCCCGUUUUCCAGCUAUUGUGAUCGUUUACAAUAGAAAGCAAAGAGGAACAGUUCAGUCCAUGGCUGGGAUUCUGUAUGCUGUGGCUGGUGGCCUUUACACAGCUGCCAUCUUGAUCCAUGACACAAGACUUUCAUUUGUUGUCAAAGCCUUGCCAUGGAUUAUGUCCUCAACAUGUUGGGGAGUCUUGGAAUUCCUUAUCCUGGCCCUGUCCCUUAGCAGAAGGAGAUCUGUCCGUCAUCAGACGGUGAGAUCUCUCAGCUCAGACACUGUGGCCUUGUUGGCUAGUGGCAGCCACACAGGGAAGGGGGCCAGGAAACGCAAGCUCCAGGACAAAGAAGAUGCACCUCCUUUUUACCCAACAACUAACUGUACUCUACCUAUGAGGACUGAGAUGGGACACUAUAUGGAUGUUAACAUUCAGCCUGUACGUAAGGUGUGUCUGAAGGAAGUGAGGGUGUCACGUGAGGGUCAGUGUGGGAGUGAGCCACUGAAGAGGACGGUAAAAGUGGUCAGGGUCGAUGACGCCUGUUCCUCAGGCAGCUCUUCAGACUCCUCCUCAUUCUACUCUGACGACCUAGAGGUUAGCAGCCAUUUCCUCACCAGGCAGUUGCAGGCAACGUGGGAUUUUGAGGAGGCAGCUUCUACGCAGUGGUGCAAGGUUUCAAAGGAGCAGGACUGCAUGGAGGCUUUUCCUCUGCAGCCGUGGACAGUGAAGCCAACCCUGACCGCCAACACCCAACCAGGCACUCCCUUCUGCUCUUAUGACAAGGGUCUGACCAUAAAGAUGGCUGCUGACGAACUGACAGACUGUGAGAAGACUGAGUCAUGCUCUGGGAAAUAACUGGAGAGCCCUUGCCGACCAACACCGCAAUUUACAAGCAUGGGCUACAACUAACAACAGUAGAAAACAACCUUGCCAUGUUGUCAUAGGAUUACAUUAUAUAAUAAAACCGAUCAUAAUGAUUUA